Molecule: messenger RNA, 855 nt
Organism: Pelobates cultripes (western spadefoot toad)
Lineage: Eukaryota; Metazoa; Chordata; Amphibia; Anura; Pelobatidae
Source: the annotation of a GenBank genome assembly
AUGGCAGAGAUAUCAUGUUCUGAUCAUUUUAAUGCUGACAUAAGAUACAAGGCUGGAACUUACUUAGAAUCCCUCAAAAAAUUCCACACAGUUAUAAUGGCACAGCUGUACUUAUUUGUUUUCAAGAAUACCACUCCACUAUCCAUGUACCUGCAAACACAAGGUAUGGAUGUACUGCAGGUAUGCCGAAUGGUGACAGAAAUGGUAAACAACUUGCAAGCACACGAUUGUGAUUCCCAAAUUAUUUUAGAUGCUGCAAAGAAGUUUGCAGUCUGGGCAAACAGCAAGUUGGAUACAACUGAUUGCAAAGUUUUGAUUGAGGAAGACUUUCCAUUACCUCGAAGAAUACAACGUAAGAAAAGAAGGGCUGGUGAGCUUGCAGUAGACGACGAACCAAUUCUGUUAGCAAGUGAUCAGUUCCGGGUGGAGGUGUACAAUGUGACCUUAGACAAGAUCAUUAAUAGCCUGCAUAGCCGAUUUGCAAUACAUGGUCAGUUAUUUGCAGAUUUGGCAUGUUUAGAUCCCCAAAAUGUUGAAGAUAUUUUAGUAGACCUUCCCAACAGAGCAUUAGAACGACUUUGUAGACUUGUAAUUAAAUUUGACUCCAAUGCAACUAAAGAGAAACUGCAAAGUGAGCUACUUGAUUUUGCAUCAAAGUGGCAAAGAUUGAAAAUGUCACUUGAUGAAGAAUAUACUGAUGCUAACAAUGAAGGUCAAGAUGAAGACACCAUCCAUUCUCAUCUUAUCUCUGAAACUGAGGAACAGUCAUACUCAAAUGUUGGUGAUAAAAGUGGAAAGUGCAAGACUUGUAAGAGCUGUAUAGCCUGCUGCUACAAUGUACAGUCUAACGUAUAG